UUGCCUAUGAGACAUCAUCCAUUUCAACAAAGUUUCCAACCAGUUCCAAUUUUCGAAAAGAUGGAGAAUUCGCCGAAAAAAUUAGUCAGACGAGGUGAAGCACCUACUGCCAUACCGUCUUCGAUGACUGAUGUCCGCUUCGUGCAAAGUUUACUCCUAGCAACACCGCUUUAUUUUUACUAUCCGCACUUGACCCCACCAGGAUUUUUUAGCGGACUGUUAAAAGGGCUAGUUCAAAUGCGAAAUGCAACCGAGGAGCAAAACGUAUCCGUCGAGUGUGGCAUCGAUCUAACAAGCGGCAGAGACGUCAGUUCAAGAACAAGUUCGGGGAAGCGAAAAAGUGUUUGUGAAGGGAUGGAAAGAAAAGCCAAGAGAUCAAAAGACCGCGCGGAACCGUCUCCUAAGGACAACAACUCACCCGAGCAAUCCAACAAUGUCUCGCCAUCACUCCCUUAAGACAUAAAGCUGAAGAGUCGUGCGGCUGCUUCUGCUGAACGAGUGUGUAUUUCCCGCA
Daphnia pulex (common water flea) is the source of this 514-nucleotide messenger RNA. RefSeq lists its product as uncharacterized. The record is from RefSeq and is a predicted model, not a curated record. The coding region runs from base 7 to 456 and encodes 149 amino acids. The transcript is spliced from 2 exons. Lineage: Eukaryota; Metazoa; Arthropoda; Branchiopoda; Diplostraca; Daphniidae.